AUGGACCAAACCAAUGUGGGCAAUAUGAACAAUUACUAUGAAAGGCAGUACUCGCAGGAGGAUCUGCAGAGGCUGGCGGACCUGAGCAAUCAUGAUGCGAUGAUGGGCAUCAUAGGUCCGAAUGGAGUGGAUGCCUCAGGCAUGAUGGGUGGCCAUACAUUGGACGACUUCAUCAAUCAGAAUCAGAAGGAGAUACAGCGGAGAAGCAGCUUUCACCAAUCUAACACCUACACUUCCAACCGACCGAUACCAGAGAUGGAUUCCAGAAGGUCAUCGAUGUUGGAAUUCGGUCCUGGAAAUAACAGCGACCUCGAAGGUUUCCAAUUCGAUCCAACUCCCGUUUCAACAAACUCUGGGAUGCAGCGUCCCGGGAACAUUGCUCAACGAAGACUCGACAGCCAAAGAGCGAGACGGCAGUUAUCCAACGAGCAUCUUGCACUCAAUACAAGCUUCCACAGCAUGGCUCCAAACUAUACACCAAUCUCAUCAUCCUCACCCUACGGCCAUAAUCUUGAUUCUGCAGAGUCGCUCGGCUACGACAUGUCCGGAAGCUACCUGUCUAACAACAUGCUUAUGGCAAUGGAUUUUUCCGGUUUGGACCACGGCACGAAUGGCGAUAUAACCCCAAGGAAUGCGUAUACGGGCAACAAUUUCACAACCGACAUGUCCACUCCGCCUAUGCAGCAGAAUAUGUCCUCUUCGAUACCCGAGCAAAUGCAUGAUCCUGGAGGAGGUAGUAUGCUUGGUCUCGGUACUCAAGACGGGAUGGCAAAGAUGCCAAAUAUGCCAGUCUCAGAUCAGAUGCAAAAUUUGCAAGUCAAUCUUAGCCAACCCCAGAUCUCUAUGUCGAACACGAGCCCUCCGAUGGAGAUGUCAGGAUCCCAUGCUCUACCCGAUCUCGAUCCCCCUCAAAAGCCUCGGCCGACUCCUAACCUUGAUAUCACUACCAACAACGGGGUACCUUAUCAGGGUCAAGGGAGUGCUUCACAACAGGUAAUACCCCAAUAUCGUAACGCCUAUUCAUCCAGCGGUUUUGAUAUGCUUGGAGUCCUUAUGAGAGUCGCUGCGAGGCCAAAACCACAGAUCAACAUAGGAGCGGUCGAUAUGUCAUGUGCCUUCGUCGUAUGCGACGUGACUCAGCACGACAUACCGAUUGUAUAUUGCUCCGAUGUCUUUGAACGUUUGACCGCCUAUACACGGCACGAGAUAUUGGGGAGAAAUUGCCGUUUCCUCCAAUCCCCGGACGGCAAAAUUCAAACGGGCGUAAAGCGAAAGUAUGUCGACGAUCAAUCCGUGUUUCGCAUCAAGAACAUGAUCAAUCAAAGGCAAGAAACGCAGAUCAGUCUGAUCAAUUAUCGGAAAGGAGGACAACCGUUUAUGAAUUUGCUUACUAUGAUACCGAUAACAUGGGACAGCGACGAAAUCAAGUACUACGUUGGGUUUCAGGUUGACCUUGUUGAACAGCCGACAUCCAUAACAAACAAGAAUCCUGAUGGGUCAUACAGCAUUAACUAUCAGCGCGGCUUGCUGCCACGAUAUGUCGUCCCCGAUCAUCCUGGCCAUCAGAACUCUGAGCUUGGCCAGACUGUUGCUCGUGAUGAUGUUUCUACAGUUCUCAGUACUAUUGGUUCUGGGGAAUCUGAGUUAUCAAAACGAAUAUGGGACAAGGUCCUGCUCGAGAACACUGACGAUGUUGUGCACGUCCUGUCCCUGAAGGGGCUCUUCCUCUACCUGUCUCCGUCGAGUCGCAAAGUUCUCGAAUAUGAUCCUAGCGAGCUUGUGGGCACAGCAUUGUCUUCUGUCUGCCACCCAAGCGACAUCGUCCCGGUUACGCGGGAACUCAAAGAUACUUCGACUGGAGCUGCUGUCAACGUGGUCUUUAGGAUUCGGCGAAAACACAGCGGCUAUACCUGGUUUGAGAGUCAUGGGUCACUUCAUCUCGAGCAAGGGAAGGGCCGGAAGUGUAUAAUCAUGGUAGGACGAGAACGCCCAGUGUACGCAUUGGCAAGGGAGGACAUCAUGUCUGCUGGUGGCUUUGGCGAGAGUGAGCUGUGGACUAAGAUGUCCACGUCAGGCAUGUUCCUGUUCGUUUCAUCUAAUGUCCGCAGUCUUCUCGACCGUCAGCCCGAAGAUCUCGUUGGAACCAGUUGUCAAGCACUCAUGCGGGCAGAGUCGAAGCUGGAAUUCGGCAAAAUGCUAGAGGUUGCUCGCACAGGUGUUCGAGCAACUUUCAAGCAUGACGUACAGAACAAGCGGGGCCAAACGCUGCAAGCUCGGACGACAAUCUACCCGGGAGAUGCAUGCGAGGGCCAGAAGCCUACAUUUUUAGUGGCACAAACGCGAUUACUGAAGUUGCCACGCACUCUGAAUAGACAAGCAUCCAACAUAUCCCCAAAGACGGAACAAAAGUCCUCGAGUCCCGCAUCGUCUGCCGGUGGCGCCUCCGGUGGCAAUCAGACACCCAAAUCGGCUCCUGGAAAUGUGAAGCCGGAUGGAGUGACCACGCAGGCAGGUGGAAUGGGUCUCGUCAUCGGUAACCAGCACGAAGCUCUCGCAUCAGAGGAUAACGUCUUCGAUGAACUGAAGACUACAAGGAGUACCAGUUGGCAAUUUGAACUCCGCCAGAUGGAGAAGAGAAACAGGUUGCUUGCAGAAGAGCUACAGAGUCUGCUCUCUAGUAAGAAGAAGAGGAAAAGGCGAAAUGGUGCGGGUAACAUGCAGAAAAAUUGCGCUAAUUGUCAUACGAUGGUCACGCCUGAGUGGAGGCGAGGCCCGAGUGGUAAUCGCGAUCUGUGUAAUAGUUGCGGGCUUAGAUGGGCUAAAGAGAAUGGCCGAGUCACACCACGUACAUCGUCACAAAAAAGCGACAAGGAUUCCGCCUCGCCUGCAGGAACCAACAGUCUCAAUCUUCUCACCGCGGUCGAGCAGAUGCCUGACAACAAAUCAGUACCUGCGCCAGAUCAGAGGUCACCCCAAGCCCUCAACGCUGAUUCGCACAACGCGAAGAUGGCGCGAAUGGAAGCGUCUGCAUCUCAGGGUUUCGGCGGAGGCAUCCCACCAAAGAUUGAGGAAGGUAUAGAACCAGGCGAGAAACAGAUGAGGCCGCCGCCGCCGAUUUAG
Letharia columbiana is the source of this 3120-nucleotide messenger RNA. RefSeq lists its product as uncharacterized. Gene Ontology annotation, biological process: regulation of DNA-templated transcription. The transcript has 3 exons. Gene Ontology annotation, molecular function: sequence-specific DNA binding; protein binding; zinc ion binding. NCBI's taxonomy places the organism in Eukaryota, Fungi, Ascomycota, Lecanoromycetes, Lecanorales, Parmeliaceae. Gene Ontology annotation, cellular component: nucleus. The record is from RefSeq and is a predicted model, not a curated record. Bases 1 to 3120 code for a protein of 1039 amino acids.